AUGAGCUCUCUUCUUCACCCUAUCCAUAGCGCGAGCCAGAAGUGUCGUCCGAAACAUCAAGUCCUUGUCUUGAAGUGUUAUCCCAAAUACCAGAAAACCGUGCAGGAAGUCAAGCCCAACUCGUCCGAACUGAGCUACCUGCUAUACUAUGCGAGUACGCGACGACACAAGCUUCAGAAAGUGGGAGCCUUUUUGGAGAAGAAGAAUGCCAGCGACGUUUACAAAGGAAGACUCGGAAAUGUUCAGGUCACUCUUCAAAUCCUCAGUGCCAUUAUCGACAAGGCUCCCCGCGAUCUCUCUCUCUACUCCCGCUCGGUCCUGACGAUCCUGGACUCCGUCCUCCGCUCCAAAGAUGUGAACAUGGUGGAAGAGACCAUACCAACGUUUGAAGCCUAUUGCAAACAUGUCGAUGCCGCAUCUUUCAAUGCGGAUCAACAACGGGCCCAACAAUACUUGUCCAUCGUACAACUCUAUGCCAAUUACGCGGCCAAGUCCAAGCCCGUCGACAAGAAGGCUGGCGACUCGAUCCCGCUUUCUAUCAGAUGGCGGACGGUUGGACUGCGCGCUCUACGUGCGGUCGUGGCGUCGGAGGCGCUCGCUACUGAGUCGGCUCGACAGCUCAAUAUGGUCAUGCCGGUCAUUCUCGAGAACUUGUCGCUAGAUGAAGAGAACAUUCUGGCCACGCUGCAACAACGGGCCACAACCAGUGAGAGGCUGGACGAUGAGCUUGCCCGACGGCGGCGCACGAGUCUCACAACAGUCACCACGGUGGAUACGGUUGAUGGGGACCCAGCUACGGCCGUCGAAACCACUGCCGGAGCGGAUAAAGUUGCUGAGGAGGAGGUCAGAGCAUUGGCUCUGAGAUGCUUAAAGCAAAUAUUCUCUGUCGGAAUCGGUAGCACCAGAGGUCAAACUCGCUUGGCCACCGCUUUGACCUUGAAAUUCAUCGUCUCCAAAAGCCCGCCUCAGCUGACGUCGCAAAAGGCAAACGAGGGUACCUGGGCGACCUCCUUGUUCGAGACCAUCGCAAGAUGGACACCUGUGCAGGAUCGUUUCAUCAUCGUGCUAACGGCUAUGGAAACUCUCGUACGCACCCCUAUCACGGAAAGCUCACUCGAGAAACAAUUGGUCCUCGCCACGAUGAUUGACUGGCUCUUGAGCUCCAAUGUGAAUCUGAUUGGGCUGAGUGUGAUGGAUGUUCUGCUGGGACUGAUCCACCAUAUGCUACUGCUGCUCCAACUGGGUGUCUCCAACACUCGAAUCAUCACACCUCAGCGCAACGAUACUAUAGGCAUUUUUCGUGAGGUCAAGGAGGCUUUCGAUCCCAGCACAAUCGUUACCGGAACCGAAACAAGCCGCGCUACCCCUAAGGCCGAACUGACAGCAUCGCCGUUUCGGCAAUCGCUCUUGCUAAAGCUUCAAGAUUGUAUCGCCUCGCUGUCCAAUCACAUCUACUACACCGACCAGAUCACAGACAUGCUCACAGCAAUUCUGGCCCGGUUAAAGCCCUCCCCUCAAUCAGAUGUUCCCACUUCUGCGGCAGCCAUCAACGAUCCAGCCGCCGCAGCAAAGGCGAUCGCAGAGUCAGCAAGCAUCCACGAGGACCCUAAUACAUCUACAUUCUUUUCCUUCCAUACCGCGAGGCUCACAGCCAUGCAAGUCAUCAAAAAAAUCCUGGUUCGUGCUAAUAGCAAGCACAGCACUAAAAACGGCGCAAUUGAAGCACGUGCUCGUGUCGGAAUACAAGUUUGGGAAGGCACACAAUGGCUCCUGAAGGAUGAGAAGAAAGACGUCAGAUUCGCCUACGUCGAUGCGCUUUUGACCUGGCUCAAGCUGGAGACCAAUAAAAACGACAUGUUCCUGCCUAGGGAUGGUUCCAGGAAGCCUUCACAGAGUAAGAAGAACACACAGCUGGCGGGCGAGGUCAACAUGGCCAAAAGAGCCGUCUCUGGUGCGUCUCGGAGAGAGACAAAGCCACCGCACUCAAACUUCCUGGCCCUGCUGCAUCUCGCCAUCUAUGACGGCUUUCUGGACGACGCCGAGGAUGAGCCCAACAUUCUUCUGCUAUAUCUGUUGUUGGCGAACCUGGUAGAGCGUCUCGGGGUGAAUGCGGUCCGAAGUGGAUUGCCGAUGAUUCUUAAGCUGCAGGAGACAGCUCUGAACGCGCAGGUGCUCUCCACGACGGGAAGAGUCAACGUAGCAACUGUGGUCCAUGGGUAUCUAUGGACUAUUGCCGAAAAGUUCGAUUUUGGGACGAGCGCCGUUAGCCUCGAAAUCAAUGCGGAGAUUUCCCGGAGAAAGCGGUUUGGGGUGUGGUUCGACAAAAUCAAGUUUCCUGCCUUAUCCAUCAGGGAAAUCCGCAAAUUUCCAUCAGUGAACGAGAAAGCCGCAGAGUAUAUUGGAGACGCCGUCGAGACGAUCAAGCCUUUCUUGUCUGUGUCUGCUUUGGUUGACGAAAUUGCAGCGUCCUACGACAAUUCUCUCCUCACUCCGCCAGCCUCACCACCUACUUCUCCUGGUCGCCUCUUCUCUGUGCCGACGCUGGGGUUUGGCUACGGGUACGGAACUGCUCCCGCCCUCAAGCCGUCGAAAGAGGCCCGGCUACCACAAAAAGUCAAGGAUGAGAUGAAGGCGGGCUGGAGCAGAGAUGCAUGUAUCGCUGCUAUCGAGAAGGAAAAUGCUGCUUCCAUGACAGGCUCACGGACAGGCGCUUCCUCCGUCCCGAGAAAUCAUCUCCAUGUGAACGGCGUUCGCAAGCGCGGGUCUGCAAGUGGCCAAGAGUCCCCCGUCAACGCCAAUGGCAACACAACCCCUACAUAUGGACUGGUUAGCGGCUUGGGAAGUUUGACAAGAACUAGAAGACCAAGUGCCAAUGGGUCGCCGGCAAGAGAGCCUACAGCUUCUAGCCGAGAUUCCACCAUGAGAGUCAGCGAUCUCAAAAGAGUGCUCUCUGGUUACGCUGCGGGCGCCAGACAACAAAGUCCUCUCCGGCGAGCUUUAGCUGGGUCUCGAAGAAGUAGAAGAAGCAGUGGGACAAGCAGUAUGGUCAGUUGGGACGAGGCCGACGACCGUGAUGGUUCAGUCCUGGCCUUCCAAUCAGGAGGGAGUCAAGCUGGCGCGGACAGCCAGGCUACAGAUACAGGCUCUCGCCCACAGACCUCAAAGUCAAACAACCUUGCUGCCGCGCAAGUGACGGAGACUACAGAUAGUGGCAACACCCCUCCGACCGGUGCCAAUUUCUAUGAUCAGGUCACCAGUGAUAUUCCGCCUGUGCCUAAGAUCCCUUCCACCCUCAAUCUCCCCGGGACUUGGCCUCGGGAUGCUUCGCCUGCCCGAGCUGCCGAUUCGUCAAAAGACGAGGCCUCUUUGGGGCCACAAGAAGCUGGCAUGACUCCUCGAUCGCAGAAGACGACAAACAGCGGGCGGUCCCCUCGAGCUGGACGAGGAAAGCAGGAAUCGCUGAGGACAUCCCGGCCUACCAGCAGGAGGAGUCUUGUGGCGCCGUCGUUUGCCUCGAAAGAUAAGUUCGACCUGGAUUCUUUGCUGGCUGGAAUUCCCUCAGGUGGCGUUAAUGGAGGGCCGGACAAGGAAAAUAGGGGGAGUCGCUUAAUACGGCCGCCUUAUUAG
Molecule: messenger RNA, 3627 nt
Organism: Capronia coronata CBS 617.96
Lineage: Eukaryota; Fungi; Ascomycota; Eurotiomycetes; Chaetothyriales; Herpotrichiellaceae
Exons: 2
Coding region: 1-3627 (1208 amino acids)
Biological process (GO): protein localization to plasma membrane
Cellular component (GO): plasma membrane
Source: RefSeq, a predicted model, not a curated record